Molecule: messenger RNA, 193 nt
Organism: Paramuricea clavata
Lineage: Eukaryota; Metazoa; Cnidaria; Anthozoa; Malacalcyonacea; Plexauridae
Source: the annotation of a GenBank genome assembly
AUGGCUGAGUCUGGUCCGCUGAUAUUCAACGGGAAUGUAGCCGAAAGUUGGAGACGUUUUGUGCAAAAAUAUGAAGUGUUUAUAGCUGCUGCAUGUAGCACAAAAGCAAAGAAAACUCCAGCAUAUAUUUUGCUAAACUUGGCCGGAGGAGAAGCAAUUGAACGAGAAAAGUCAUUUACUUAUGAAGGCGAAA